Prunus armeniaca (apricot) is the source of this 1065-nucleotide messenger RNA. The record is from the annotation of a GenBank genome assembly. NCBI's taxonomy places the organism in Eukaryota, Viridiplantae, Streptophyta, Magnoliopsida, Rosales, Rosaceae.
AUGAUGUAUAAUUCUGCUUUAUUCUAUACUACUCUUUUGCCUCAUCUUAAUCAUGUUCUGACUGCUAAUAAUACUGCUGCUUCUGAUCUCCAGACUCGGGAGAUCUUUGGUCUUGGUACUAAAAAUGGGGGGCUUUAUUAUGUCGAUGACGUGACAACUAGUCGGCCUUGGGAGUUGGCUGUGUUUCUAUCAGAUGAUUCAUACUCAAUGCUCCCUAUCAAGGGUGUGCUCCAUGAGACUACUUGCCCUCAAAUACCACAACAGAAUGGGGUCGCUGAAUGUAAAAAUGGACGAAACCGUGGAGUUCCACUUGAUCAUUACUCACCAGAAGACAAAGCAAGAUAUGCUAUUUCCCAUUAUAUGUCUGAUCACAGGUUAUCUCUUGAGUGCAAAGCGUUUGUGACUAGAAUCGAUAGUAUUAAUAUUUCAACCUGUGUUGAUAAGGCAUUUAAUAAUCCAAAGUGGACUGAAGCCGUGAAUACUGAAAUAGAGGCACUGCAGAAAAAUAAUACAUGGGACGAUGUUGAAUUACCAAAAGGAACGAAGCUUAUAGGAUGUAGAUGGGUGUUUACAGUUAAAUAUAAUGCAGAUUGUACUAUGAAGAGAUUUACUGCAGCUAUGAAGAAGUUUGGUUACCAACAGGCCGAUACUGAUCAUACUCUAUUCAUUAAACAUAGGGCUGGGAAGUAUGUCAUGGACCUGCUAGCAGAUAAUGGAAUGCUUGACUGUAAACCAGCUGAUACACCUAUUGUUGAGAAUCAUAAACUUGGGGUUUAUAUGGAUCAGGAUCAUAUGGCUACUGUGAUGCAUAUUUUGAGCUACUUAAAGUCUGCUUCUAGGAGAGGUUUAUUAUUUAAGAAAAAUGGCCACUUGAAUCUAGAAGGUUACACUAACACAGAUUAUGCAGGGAAUAUUACAAAUAGACGUUCUACAUUAGGUUACUUCACCUUUGUUGGCGGUAACCUAGUACAUGACGUAGCAAGAAGCAAAAUGUUGUGUCUCGGUCCUCUGCAGAGUCUGAGUACAGAGGAAUUGCCCAAGGAGUUUGUGAAAUGCUGUGGUUGA